Messenger RNA from Nanorana parkeri, 3273 nucleotides. RefSeq names its product hyaluronan mediated motility receptor (gene HMMR). Gene Ontology annotation, cellular component: membrane. NCBI's taxonomy places the organism in Eukaryota, Metazoa, Chordata, Amphibia, Anura, Dicroglossidae. Bases 1 to 3273 code for a protein of 1090 amino acids. Gene Ontology annotation, molecular function: hyaluronic acid binding. The record is from RefSeq and is a predicted model, not a curated record. The transcript is spliced from 19 exons.
AUGUCAUUCCCUAAGGCGCCUAUCAAAAGGUUCAACGAGGAUGUCGGUUGUGCUCCUGCUCCCGGAUCGUAUGAUAUAAAAACCGCUGAUGGUCUUAAAGGACCUGUGUCAUUUGACAAGUCCCAGAGGUUUAGAACAAAGAAGGAUUCCAAUGGUGAAGGUGAGACUGAGAGAGAUGAACCAACUUCUCCUGUGCGUCUGCGCAAACAUUUUUCUCUCGGAUCUACGCCAAACUUGAGACAAAAACCUGAAAAAGAUAAAGAAUUCUUGAGGGAAAGGAAGAAACAGGAUUCUUUGGAAAAAGAGAUUCGCGGCCUUUUAAAAGAACGUGCUGAGCAAGACAAAAAACUUCAAGCUUUGGAAGAAGAAUUCAGAAAAACAGAGUUAAAACUAGUAAAUGCUGUGAGAGAGAAGACUUCACUCAGUGCAGGCAUUGCAUCCUUGGAGAGACAGAUGGCUGACUUGAGGAAAGUGAAUGACCUGCUAAAAACUAAGUUUUCUGAUGACGGCUCGAAAAAGAAAAUUGACAACCUGUGCCAGGAACUAAUGGAAGCUAAAAAUAGACUGGUUGCAAAGGACAAGGAGAUUAUCGGUCUUCAAGCCAGCUUUGAAGAACAAAUUGAAGCAAUGCAGAAAAGUUUGGCUACAUCGAAAGCAGCUUUAGAAUCGCUUAAAGAAAACGACUCUCUUCUCGAGGAAAAUCAUAAAGUAGCAGCUCGGAAUGAACUUUUGGCAGGGGAACUAAACCAAACCCAGGCUGUAGUUGAAGAACUCAGAGGAGAAAUCAAAAACCUGGAGAAUUGCCUUUCAAGUGCCCAAGAGCAAAUGCAGGACCUUAAACUUGAAUUAACCAGCAAAGAACAGGAAUAUGAGCGUAAACUGGAAAUUGUAACCUCUCAGAUGGCUGAACAGAGUAUGACUUCCAGCUCCCUGCUUCUAGAAUUGCAAAAUGUACAAGAGGAGAUGAUGAAAGAAAGGUGCCUUUUGGAGGAGGAGCUUGAAGGGACGCUGGAUGAUCUUGACAAAUUGCAACUACAGGAGGAGGCAGCAGAGAAAAUAAUCAUGCAACUGGAGCAAGAGAAUAAGCAGAGGGCAGAAGAGCUUGCACAACUAGAUGAAACUCUUAAAGGCUCCCUGCUUCUAGAAUUGCAAAAUGUACAAGAGGAGAUGAUGAAAGAAAGGUGCCUUUUGGAGGAGGAGCUUGAAGGGACGCUGGAUGAUCUUGACAAAUUGCAACUACAGGAGGAGGCAGCAGAGAAAAUAAUCAUGCAACUGGAGCAAGAGAAUAAGCAGAGGGCAGAAGAGCUUGCACAACUAGAUGAAACUCUUAAAGGCUCCCUGCUUCUAGAAUUGCAAAAUGUACAAGAGGAGAUGAUGAAAGAAAGGUGCCUUUUGGAGGAGGAGCUUGAAGGGACGCUGGAUGAUCUUGACAAAUUGCAACUACAGGAGGAGGCAGCAGAGAAAAUAAUCAUGCAACUGGAGCAAGAGAAUAAGCAGAGGGCAGAAGAGCUUGCACAACUAGAUGAAACUCUUAAAGGGAAAAAUGCAGAGCUGGCAAGAGCAAAGGAGAAACACAGGAAGAAAAUGUUGCAACUGAAAGCGGAGCAGAAUGAUCUAUUAAUGCAGCUUGCUGAAUUUAAAAGUUUUAAGACUACAGCAGCAACAGAAAUUGACUCAUUGAACAUGACAAAUUUGUCCCUAAUGGAUAGAAUUGCCCAGGUGGAAAUGGAUAAAGAAGCUCUAGAAUGGCAGCUUGAGGAAAAUUCAAAGAAAAGUGAAUCACUGGAACAAAAAAAUUGUCAACUACAAGAGGAAUCCUUGAAAAUAAAAGAAAGUUUGGAAAACAGGCUGUGUGAGCUCCAAGAAGUCUCAAGAACAACUGAGGAAAGACUGCAGCAAGAGCUGAAUGAUCUUCAGCAAGCCUCUUCCAAAAUGAGCGAAGAAUUACAGCAGAAGCUCUUUGAGCUUCAAGAAACUUCUACCAAAACAAGAGAAGGGUUGGAGCAACAACUUAAAGAGGUCCUGGACAGCUCAGCCAAAGCAAAGGAGGAACUAGAGCAGAAGCUUCUCAACUUUCAAGAAACCUCGGACCAAGAAAAAAGGGUAUUAGAAAAACAAUUUCUUGAACUUCAGGAAACGUCUGCUAUUACAAGGCAACAGCUUUUCUACGAAAAGGAAACCUCCUCCAAAGCAAAAGCAGAACUGGAGAAUCGGCUUCUUGAACUCCAGGAAAUCUCUUUAAAAUCUAAGACUACAUUGGAAGGCCAACUUUUUGACCUACAAGGGACAAAGGAAGCCUUAGAGCAGCAGCUUCUUGAGGUCCAGGAGACUUCAGGAAAAACAAAGCAAUUAUUAGAACAGCAGCUACUUGACUAUCAGGAAAGUGCAACAAAAACUAAGGAAGAAUUAGAGCAGCAAGUUGAUGAACUUAAGACUGUUGCCACCAAAACUCAGAAAGAGCUGCAAAAAAAACUUCUUGACAUACGAGAGGCCUCCACGAAGACCGUUUGUGAGUUAGAGCUGCAAGUGCUUGAACUUCAGCAAGAACUAGCUAAAACAAAAAAUGAUGCAGAGCAAAAGCUUCAAGAACUUCUAAAGAAUAAUGAAACAAUGGAAAAAGAAAUUCAGGAGAUGAACAAGGCUUCAGAAAUCAUAAAAGAAGAGUUGAAGGGACAACUACUUGAGCUGCAAGAAUCCUUUACGAAAACAAAGGAAAACCUAGAGAAACGGCUUCAAGAAUGUCUCGAGACCGCUGCUAGAAGAGAUGAAGAGUUUGAACAACAAAAUAAACUAAAAAACCUACAUAUUUUAUCGUUACAACAAGAGCUUUCAAGGCAAGCUUGUGAAAAUGAAGAAACAGUCAAAUGGCGCACUUUGUAUGAGGAAUUAUUCAAUAAAGUUAGGCCAUUUCAGCAACAACUGGAUGCUUUCGAAGCUGAGAAAAAUGCCUUGCUUAAUGAGCGUGGAGCAGCACAGGAUGAACUAAACAAACUUAGUGAGGCAUAUGCCAAGCUGCUUGGUCAUCAGAAUCAAAAACAAAAGAUAAAGCAUGUUGUGAAACUGAAAAACGAAAACAUUCUACUCAAACAGGAACUUGCAAGUGUGAGAUCUGAAUUGUCAAUAGAAAAGCAAAAUAAAAAGAAGCUACAGGCUCAGCUGAAUGAUUUGAAGGGAAUGAAGCAGCAUGAUCCAGCCAAAGCUUUUCAUCACGAUGUCAAAAGGAACAUUCAGCCAAGAGCUCCAUUAAAAGAUGGAAACAGAAAUAUGUCCUGA